This is a messenger RNA of Nerophis lumbriciformis (worm pipefish), 1040 nucleotides long. RefSeq names its product centromere protein W (gene cenpw). The record is from RefSeq and is a predicted model, not a curated record. Lineage: Eukaryota; Metazoa; Chordata; Actinopteri; Syngnathiformes; Syngnathidae. Gene Ontology annotation, biological process: mitotic cell cycle; kinetochore assembly; chromosome segregation. Gene Ontology annotation, cellular component: kinetochore; nucleoplasm. Gene Ontology annotation, molecular function: DNA binding; protein heterodimerization activity.
CCAUCGGAAGUGACAAACGCGGGCUUUAUGAAACCGUACAUUUGUUUUUCUACGUUUGACCUGUUGAACAACGUUCUUCGAACAUGCUGAAGAAGGCACCAAAUUUGAAAAAAAUUGUGAAGUCCAAGACGAAAAGCAACAUUAACGUGAGACUGACGUCUGAAGCAAUGCUUGAGCUCAUUCCCAUGCUCUUCCUGAAGAACUUGGCCAAGGAGGCAAAAGCCAAAUCUUUUGAGGAGAAAUCUGCGACUAUCAAGCCUCGACACGUCAAAGCCGUCUCCAAGAAAAUGCUGAAAAAGGCACGAGGAUGAAGACCAUGAAUGUAUUUUUGUACACUCUGAAAUGUUUCCUAUCCAGCUUUUAAAGAUAUAUUUUAUUGAAUUUUUCUCACCAAGCUAAAUUUUUCCAAGAACUAUGUUCAGUCCUCUUUGCGGAUAUUGACAGGCAUUACUGUAAAGUGAUGCAAGUGUACCUUACCCUGCCAACUUUUAUGAGUACAGCAAGAAGCUGAUUUAGAUUUUUUUUUUCUCCUGCAGCAAGGAAUAACAUAUGGUAAUUAAAAUUGUUGUUGUUCCCCUUUUACAUUUUGUUCCAUCAUUCUCCAUCAACCAGGAAAUAGCCUUGCUAACGGACGGACUUGUUUUUUUUAAUUAACUGGGCAAAUUUGAUUAUGUUAAGCAACAUGUUGAUCACAAUCUACAUACUAUUUUUGUUGAUGAAUAUCACCCGCCCUGCGAUGAGGUGGCGACUUGUCCAGGGUGUACCUCGCCUUCUGCCCGAAUGCAGCUGAGAUAGGCUCCAGCAUCCCCCGCGACCCGAAAGGGACAAGUGGUAGAAAAUGGAUGGAUGGAUGGAUGGAAGGAAUAUCACCCUUGACAUUAUGCCAUGGGACCAGUCAACUACAUCUACAUCUUCAUUUGCACUUAAUUUGUUUUUAAAAAACAUGUUAUUUUGUCUGAUAAAAUGUGGGGCCAAGCGGUAAAUGACUCAUUGUCAUGUUCUGUUUAGCUUUCUCAACUAUUAAAGAACUACUUAAUCAA